CAAUAUAGUAGGUGUAUUUUAGUAGUGUGUAGUCACUAGUCACACCCAGUGAGAACACAAACAAUAAACAUUAUCAUAUUAUAUUACGAUAUAUUAUUAAAACUUUAUAAUAUUAUAUUGUACACAGUGAUGUCGCGAACAAAAACGAAAUACAAACAAUUGCGUCCGGAUUCUGAACACCCGCUCCGCCGUAAUCGAUAGGCGAUACCGUCACCGACAUCACCAUCACAUCGACAUCGAUACUUAUUUUAUUUUUUUGUUAUAAACAAAUGCGUGAAGCGUCCGACUUUGCAUGCACGAAAUUAAGUAGUGUUAUUUGCUAUUAAACGUACGGGGGACAACAUUCCCGACGGAUCCGUUUUGGCAACAGGUGAAAUCGACGAAAUCGCGUUUCUGUGAUUCUAUCAUUGAGCCAGAAAAGUAGCCAGAUAAUGAUGAACAAAUUUCAAAAUUCUCUAUCAAUUUAAUACAUAUAAUUACCAUGGAUGACUUAGCAGAAAGGCAAAUUAGAGCUGCAAGAACAUUGUUCAAUCUUGCUCACUGUUAUUUGAAAACGACAAAAAUUGAUGUUGAAGAAGAAAAGACAAAUUUAAACGACGAAAAAGACGAAGUAAUAAAAAAAGACAUCCAACAAAAAGAAAAGGAAGAAGCAAAUAAAAAUAAACGUAAAAAAUUAGUCAAAAAAAAAAAAAAAAAAGAAUGUGAUUCGGACAAUGAAAUAGAAUUAUACCUACAAGUGCAAGUCGAUUCAAACUAUCAAAAACAAUUAUGCACUGAUGUACAAAAUAUAGAUUUAAAUAAAGCACCACAAAAGUCUGAAAUAGAAAUAGAUUUAAAAAUCGAAAUUCCAAAAAAACUCAAAAGUUCGUAUCUUAAAAAUAUCGACAAAGAAAAACAUUUUGAAGAGGAAGAUAAAAAAAAAUCAAAAGAAAAUAAGCAAAGAGAAAAUAAACAAGAAUUAAUUAAUCAAGAAAUAAGUGAUGAUUCAGAACUUCAGCAUAACACAGAGAAAGAAAUAAAACAAAAUAUAAAUAAAGAUAAUGUAUGCAUAGACUUGGAUGGAAAAAUUAUCGAUUGUGGUAUAACACAAAUUCAAAUACAAAAAGGGAUUGAAAUCGAAUCACAAAAAAAUGAUAAUAGUGACAUUUUACUAGAACUUGAAUUACAAGAACAGCAAAAUAUACAUGACAAUUUAAUAGAUACAUUUCACAGGUCAAUUCAAAAACGGAUUGAACGACUUAUAUGUGAAAUACCUUUAAAACAUCAAAAAAUAGAAAAAGAACUAUAUCAAGAACUUGAAAAACUUAAUAAAGAAAUUGCAGAACUAGAUCCAGAAAAUGUAGAUGAAUUAAAAAAAGAAAUUUUAGAAGAUGUUUCUAAAAAGGACUAUUUACCCGUUCAAAUAAAAUUUUUAAAAAAUCUAUAUUGCUCAUUUAACCAGGAUUUAACACCCUUUUAUAAUAAAUUAGACCAAUUAAGCGAUGAUUUAACACAAACAAGUAUACAACAACAAUUGAAUAAAGAAUUUUUAAAAAAAUUAGAUAAUUUAUUGCAACAAAAAUGUAAUGAAGAAAUCCAGGAAGGACAGCAACAAGUUAACAGUAAAGUAAAACAUAUGGUUAAUGAAGAUGUACAAGUGGUCGGAGGAAAAAAAAAAUUAAAAUCAAAAGAUGAAUUAAAAAGAGUCGUAGAAUUUCCAAUGAAUGAUGAAAUCGAAAAUAACGAAAAGAUUAAAGAAAAAGAAUUGCAGGAAAACGUUUUAAAAGAUACACAGGAAGAGGUUAAUGAAGCUGAAAGAAUACGAAAUCAGUUUAAAAAAAUCGAUGAAAAAGAGAAAUAUCAAUAUUAUGAUUUAGUUAUACAAUAUAACCAAGAAACAUCGCAAGAACUAAAAGGAAAUGCACAAAAUGUUUUAGGAAAAAAAGUAUCAGUUGAUUUCUAUGAUGAUGCAGUGAAAACACUUAUAAAUCAAACUGAUCAAGAUGCAUUAAAAUCAAAAAUAUGCGAGGAAGGUAUAGAUGUCGUCGACCAAACACAAAAAAAGGGUAAUACAAAUAUACAGUUUCAAUUAGAAUUUUACAAAAGUGUAGAAGUUGAAGAGAAAUUACAGAACAAAAAUGAUUUUGAAGGAGAAAUAAACAGAAAUCUUGAAAUAAAAACUAAAGAAACAAGAACAGAGGUACAAGAAGACACUGAUGUGGAAAUAGAAGACUUCGAAGAAGAAUUACAAGAUUAUUCUAAAAUUGCGAAUGAUAAACAUUUUGAAGCAGUGCAUGAAAAUAAAAAAUUAAAAAUUGGAGCAUUGGAAACAGCAAUAAUAGAAAAUUCUGAACUAAAAAUUGGAGAUUCUGAAAAAGAAGUACAAGAAGAUUCAGAUGUGGAUAUCGAAGGCUUUGAAGGAGAAAUAUUAGAGUUUCCUGAAGUUAGAAUUGAAGACUUUGAUGAAGAAUCACAGGAAAAUACUGAUGUAGAUACAGAAGAUGUAAGUGAAGAAGAAUUCAAUGACAUAAAUGAAGUAGUAGAAAUAGUUGAAGAUAUAGAAGUAGAAUCUAAUUCUUCUGAAGACAAUUAUAUUCCAUCAGAAAAAACACCUACUACAACAUGCAAUGAAUCGCAUUUAAAAAUCGAUCCAAAUGCUAAACUUAAACACGACGAAGAAAAUUGUUUUAAAAAAAUCGAUUCAUCUAAUCCUACAGUAUUAACAGAUCAUAUUAAAGAGAAACAGACAUUUUUUGAACUUAAAAAUCAAUUAGAUGAAUUAUCCCAAGAAUAUAAAGGCUAUGUGCAACAAAAAGUGUUUAAUGAAUUACAACAAGAAAUAGAUAAUAAACAGUUACAAGAAAUGAAAAUAUUUCCAGAUACGUUUAAUGAAGUAAACUUAAACACAAAUGAAGAUUUUCAAAAAGAAAUUGAUGAAUUACAAAAUGAAUGGUGUCAAUUAGAACCAGAAUUUAUACGCGAUGUUCCAUUAAGUUUUGAAGAGGAUAAUUCUAGUCAAAAAUUAAAAGAAAAACCUUACAAUUUAUUCGAAAGAUUACAUUUUCUUCACAGAAAACUAUUAUGUAAAUUUGCCAAUUCCAAAGAGUGGCCAGAGAAUUGUUUUCAACCAUCAAGUUUGUUGGAUGUUUUGUUUGAUGACCCUACUGAGUUCAAACCAAAUGUGUUGGUGCUUAUAUUGCAUUCUAUAGAUAAAGGUUAUUCAAUAAAAAUUAACACGGACAAGAACUUGAAAUCACCAAAAGAAUAUUUUUUCAAUUAUUUUAAGGAUACAAUAUUGGAAUACAUGGAAAAUGAACACCUACCACCAGAUUUGUUGGAUUUAUUAGAUAGUGCUGAGCCCAGAUUAUUUUAUUCUGGAUGUGUUAUAGCAGAAAUCCAUGAUCAAGUAGAUGAGAUUCCAGGCAGAGUGUAUAGGUUAUUACUGCGUCCUUUUAAUAUGUCCAUUCAAAGUGAUGUAAACCGUAUAAUUGCUAAAAAUAGCCAUCCUACUGACACUAAUUAUUGGUCAUAUAAAAAAAGACUAAAACUAGAAAGUAUAUUGCUUAAAAAAUCGUAUCCAGUUAUGUGUAUGGAUUCGUCACCUAUUGCUGGUCUAGUAGUUAAUUUACAACAUCAAAUGUUAAGUUGUCGUACUAUAGUACUAAAUCCACUUAAGAGGAAAUAUAACUGUUCAAAUCAAAAACUUUUGAAAACAGAUUUGUACAAUGAAUCUAAUGACAACAUUAAAACAUCAAUGCUGUCAAAUAAACCACAAAAAGAAUCUUCAAAAUUAAUGGAUACCGAAAACAUCAAUAUUGAAAACUAUAUCUUAUGGAAAUUUGAUUUUCGUAUAAAAUCGUUAAACCUUUUCAAACUGUUUUUAGUAAUUAUAACAGAAACUCAAGAAUUUUCUCUAUUAUUAUGCACAAAUCCAAAGAUUGAUUCUGUUAAAAAGAUGCGGUUUAAGAUACAACUUAAGCAAAAUGAAUUGAAAACCUAUAUUAUUACUAUGCAAGAAGUUCUACGGCAAAAAAUUAGUCCUGAUAUAGAAGUAGUUCGGAGAUAUAAAUGUCAAGCUAAUUCAGCUCCUCUUUCGUUAAGGAUUGUUCCAUCUUUGUUUAAUGACAAUGUUUUUAAAGCGAAUCAUGCAGAUAUUAGUCAGUUGAUAGACAUAUUUAUAAAUAACACACAUAUUAAAUAUAUACCUAUAAAUAAGAUGUUGGAAAAUACGUUUAAACAUAAAAGUGAGAUAACUGAAUUUGAAUCUGAAAAAAGCGAUUUAUCACUAAUGAAAAAUAAAUUGGCCGCUGAUACUCAUAAGACUGUUGAAACAAAAGAGACUUCUAAAGAUAUAGAAAUUAAAAAAAGUAUGCAGUUUUGUACAACAAAAAAGUUAUCUACCAGUUCAAAUAAAUUUUUAGAUUUACCAUCAGUUGAUUUAUUAUUAGACAAAAUGACUGAUUCGUCACCAUUGCAAACACAAAUCAUACCAAAAGAUAUUUUAUUGGAUAAUGGUACUAUGUCUUUAUUAAAAGAAAAGUCGACCAAUACAGUGAGAAACUCUUCUCUUGAAUCAUCACUAAUACAGCCUACACUUGAUUUGUCAAAAUUGAAUUCAAUAGACAAAAUAGCUGAUUUUUCACCAAUACAAACUCGAACCAUAUCAAAAGAUAUUUUAUUGGAUGAUGAUACAAUGUCAUUAUUAAAAAAAAAGUCGAUCAAUACAGAGACAGACAACUCUUCACCUGAAUCAUCAGUAAUACAACCAACACUUGAUUUGUCAAAGUUGAAUUCAAUAGACAAGAUAGCUGAUUUAUCAUCAUUACAAACUCAAACCAUACCAAAGGACAUUUUAUUGGAUGAUGAUACGCCUUUAUUGAGAGAAAAGUUGACCAUUACCGAGACAGACUCCUCUCUCGAACCAUCAUUAAUAAUGCCAAUACUUAUGGUUUCAAAAAACGAUAAUUUUUCAGAUUUAGUCCAGGAAAAUAUAGUAUUGGUGUCAAAUAAUUCUAUGGUUCCAGUAUUUAGUUUUAUUACAUCUACUAUACCAUUUGAAUCAAGCCCUGCAGUUGUGUUAUCUAGUUUAUCAACAAUUAAUUCACUAGUUACGAGCAUUAAAACUUACAUGUUGCCUAUUGAGUCCUCAAGUUUGGGUUAUAUAGCAAAAUCUGAAAACAUGUCUUUACAAACUGAUGAAAAUUCAUCAUUUAAUGAUGAUGGUGAUGAUGAUAUUUAUACCAAUAUUAAAUUAUUACCAGAUAUGCAACCAGAGGAUUUAAUCCAUUUAAUGAAAGUAGAUGAUAUUGCAGUGAAUAUGUUUUAUGGUAUAAAUUCAGUAAUGCCCACAACCAGUAAUGAUGAUACUAUCACGAUGAGUCCAAAUGAAAAUAUAUUCACAAUGGUUUCAAAUUCUGAUGAUGUAGAAAAUAUUUCAGUUAUGAAACAUACAAAUGAAAGUGAAGUUGAUUUAUUUGGUACAAUGUCCAAUAUAAAUGAUAAUGGGAUGUUUCAGUUACAUGACACUACAAAUAGUACAAACGAAAUAUUCGAAGACAAAUACAUGUUAAGAUGUCUUCAAUUAUUUCAUCAAAACCCAACACUGCCAGAUAUAUCUAUUUUGCCAGAUAUAUCUAUUCUGCCAGAUAUAUCUAUUCUGCCAGAUAUAUCUAUUCAGCCAGAUAUAUCUAUUCCCCAUGAUACACAGGUCGACCCUUAUCCCAAACCUGGUUUUUCAAAUGAUUCAUUGACAAAUAGUGAUCCAUUUAGUGCAUUAAAUGCAUUAAUGGAUCAAAUAUUAUUGUCAACAAGUAAUUCGAAUAACGAAGAUAAAUGUCCAGAUACAUAAAAGUAAGACUUGCAGACAACAUUAUUGUUUUGACACUACUUAAUUAAAAAAAAUAUAUUAUUAAGUAAUGUAUGGGGUGGUACUCGUAUAAUAG
Rhopalosiphum padi (bird cherry-oat aphid) is the source of this 5921-nucleotide messenger RNA. RefSeq lists its product as uncharacterized. Lineage: Eukaryota; Metazoa; Arthropoda; Insecta; Hemiptera; Aphididae. The transcript has 18 exons. Gene Ontology annotation, cellular component: SAGA complex. Gene Ontology annotation, biological process: regulation of transcription by RNA polymerase II. Bases 482 to 5827 code for a protein of 1781 amino acids. Gene Ontology annotation, molecular function: transcription coregulator activity. The record is from RefSeq and is a predicted model, not a curated record.